Impatiens glandulifera is the source of this 1641-nucleotide messenger RNA. Its product is annotated as xanthotoxin 5-hydroxylase CYP82C4-like. The transcript is spliced from 2 exons. NCBI's taxonomy places the organism in Eukaryota, Viridiplantae, Streptophyta, Magnoliopsida, Ericales, Balsaminaceae. Gene Ontology annotation, molecular function: heme binding; oxidoreductase activity, acting on paired donors, with incorporation or reduction of molecular oxygen; monooxygenase activity. Gene Ontology annotation, biological process: defense response to other organism. Bases 13 to 1542 code for a protein of 509 amino acids. The record is from RefSeq and is a predicted model, not a curated record.
CUUCUCUCUAGAAUGAUGAUUCUGGAAUGUUUUGCAGCAAUUAUUUUUCUGUCCUGGUUAAGUCUUAAAUUCUACAAAAAAUCUCGUGCUAAUGUCAUGGCACCUGAGCCAUCCGGGCGGUGGCCCAUCAUAGGCCAUCUCCACCUCCUGGCUGCAGCCCAAGUUCCUGCCGCCCGAACCCUCGGUGCCAUGGCCGACAAAUACGGCCCCAUCUUCUCCCUUCAACUCGGUAGCCACCGAGCCGUCGUGGUCAGCGGUCGGGACGCAGUCAAAACGUGCUUCACAACCCACGACUCUGUUUUCGCGUCCCGUCCUCCUUUGUCCACGGGAAAACAUUUGGGCUACGAUUGUGCAGUCUUUGCCCUCGCCCCUUACGGACCGUUUUGGAGAGAGAUCCGUAAAAUGGUGACUUUGGAACUCCUGACGAACCACAGACUGAACGAGCUGAGGCACGUCAGGGAAUCUGAAGUGAACGCACUUCUUAAGAACCUUUACGAGAAAAGAGGUAUGAACGCACCCUUAAGCGAAAUGUUGGAGUCCAUGACAAUGAACAUAAUUCUAAGGAAGUUGGCCGGAAAGCGACUUCACGGUGAAGGAGAAAAGGAGAAUUUGAGAGAAGGGAGGCUUCUCAAGGAGGCAAUAAGGAAGGCUCUUUACCUUAGUGGGUUGUUUGUAGUGUCCGAUGCGAUUCCAUGGCUUGAGUGGUUGGAUGUUGGGGGGAUCUUAAAGUCAAUGAAGGAAACCUUUAAGGAGAUAGACCAAGUCCUUCAACAAUGGCUACAAGAACACAUUCUCAAGGGCAAUUCCAACUCCGUUCAAUCAGAUUUCAUCGAUGUAAUGUUGUCUGUAAUGAAUGAGGACGAGUUGGUAUACGGCCAUAGCAGAGAUACCAUAAUCAAGGCAACGGUUUUGAUUCUAAUAUUAACGGGUUCGGAGAGCACGGCGGAGACGAUGAUAUGGGGUUUUUCCUUAUUGUUAAACAACCGUCACUCUUUAAAAUUUGUCCAAGAAGAGCUCGACAGAGUGGUGGGAAAGGAGCGUUGGGUCCAAGAAUCAGACAUAGAGAAUCUAACAUAUCUCCAAGCCAUAACUAAGGAGACUCUACGGUUGUACCCUCCGGGUCCGCUAUCCGGUCCUCGACAAGCCCUUGAGGAUUGUCAUGUGGGCGGGUAUUUCAUCCCAAAGGGUACCCGUUUGAUUGUCAACAUUUGGAAAAUUCAGCGAGACCCGGAAGUUUGGUUGGAUCCUGAGGCAUUCCGUCCUGAGAGAUUCCUCGAAAGAGAGUUCGGGUAUAAAGGGCAGCAGCACGAGUACAUGCCGUUCAGUUCGGGGAGGAGGAUGUGUCCUGCGGUUGGGUUCGGGCUUCAAGUGGUGCAUUUGACCUUGGCUCGACUUGUGCAAGGGUUCGAUAUGAAGGGUCCGGGCCAGGAUCAACAACUGGUGGAUAUGACCGAAGGAGUUGGGUUGGCCUUGCCCAAGGUUCACCCACUUGAAGUUGUGUUGACACCUAGGCUUCCAACAAAGCUUUAUCAACAACUCUAAAAUUAAUAAUUUAUUGAAAGUCUUUGCUUUGAAUAUUCAUAAAUGUAAGAUUUUAAAUCAAAUGAAAAAUAAAUCAUUGAAUGGUUUACGUUGACUUGA